AUGGAAGGUACAGAACUGGGUGGCGACCAGCAAUUCUGUUUGAGAUGGAACAAUUUUCAAGCGAAUAUAACUUCUCAAUUCGAAGCACUGCGCGAUGAUGAGGACUUCGUGGAUGUCACCCUGGCAUGCGAAGGACACAGGCUGGAAGCCCACAAAGUGGUUCUCUCGGCGUGUAGUCCUUAUUUCAAGGAAUUAUUUAAAAAUAAUCCAUGUCCCCAUCCUAUAAUAUUCAUGCGGGACUGCGAGGUGUCGCAUGUACGUGCGCUGUUGCAGUUCAUGUAUGCAGGACAAGUAAAUAUUGCUCAGGCGCAGCUUAGCGCCUUCUUACGCACCGCGGAUGCGCUUCAAAUCCGCGGCCUCACUGAUUGCUCACAACACAACGAUAAAAAAGUCAAUCGAAAAUCCCCUCCUUCUCAAUUACGUAAUUUGCUCAGCGCCAAGCCGUCACAUUCUACCUCCUCCUCCAAAGCCGCAAACCAAAAUGUUGAAUCGACGUCUACUGAUGACCAUGAAAAGAGCGCUGGACGUCGUUCCGCGAGAAAUUCUCCCGAUGUUGCCAGAAAUAAUCUCAACGAAGAAGCUCCCUUUCAAACUUCUAGUCAAAUGAGGCCUAAUAAUAAUGACUAUAGCGAAUCCUGCACCUACCCUACAUUAAGAGUGAAAACUGAUCUCGAAGCACAAGAAGUAAAUAAUGAAGAACAUGAUAUAUUAAUGGAUUCCGGUGAUCCGGACAGAGUCGAAAAAUGUGAGCCAGAUUUCAGCGCAACGGACCUAUUAGAACCGAAAAUGGAAGUAAUGGAACAGGAAGUCAGUGAUGAAGAACGUUCCGGUUUCCAACAGGUUUAUUACAAUGAGAAUAAUGCGCUGGCUAAUCCCUUCGCGACAAUUCAAGGUAACGUGGAUCUCAUGGGUGGGCUGAACACGGAACUGCGGGAUGAGAACGCGGAAGCGAUUAGCGGGCGAUGGGACGGGCGUCGCAACCGACCGGUGCCGGACGCCGUGUGGCUGGAGCAGCACCGUCGAGCCCUGCCCUUCCUGCUCAAGCGAGAGAACGAGCGCGGCGGCGCCACGGCUCCUAGGCUUAUAAAGCUGGGCGAGGGCGUGGAGAUUCGCGAGGAGCUGCUGCGUGGAGUGAAAUGGGGAGACUAUAGGAAAGUGACGCGUGGGCUGGCGGCGGCGCUGUUCUCGCCCAUGGAGCUGGCGACGUGCUCGGUGACGGGGCAGCGCUGGUCGCGCGCGGGCCAGGAGGCGCGCCCCACCAAGCCGCCGCUGGACCGCCGCCGCGUGCACGCGCUCAUCUCCUACGUCAGCCGCCACUUCCCCGACGUCGAGGUCAGCCGCAUCAAGCAGGUGCUCGCCUACAAGUGCAAGGAGAACUGCGCCGCGCUUCGAAUGAGGACCGCCAGGCUUUCGAACUGUUUCAGUGAGUCGACCAACUACCUGCUGAGUGCGGCCGCGCGCCCGCCGCCCGGCGACGACGCGCCUGGCGCCAGCACCCGCUCCACAUAUUCCAAUUUUACGAGCGAGGCGUCGAAGAGCAGCGGAUCAGCAGGGGGUGGCGGUGGCGGUGGGGGCGGGGGUGGGGGGGCGAGCGGGGGGUGCGGGCGACGCGGUGGGCGGCGCGGAUGA
Messenger RNA from Parnassius apollo (apollo), 1629 nucleotides. The record is from the annotation of a GenBank genome assembly. Lineage: Eukaryota; Metazoa; Arthropoda; Insecta; Lepidoptera; Papilionidae.